Molecule: messenger RNA, 876 nt
Organism: Symbiodinium sp. CCMP2592
Lineage: Eukaryota; Dinophyceae; Suessiales; Symbiodiniaceae
Source: the annotation of a GenBank genome assembly
AUGGUGGAGACCGGGGCGGUCCAGCUCCACCAACCGAUGCCAAUUGGCAUCACUCAUCACCGCAUCCAACAUGCAGCACGGCAGCUACAGCGAGCGGGGGACCUACUACGCUCGGCUCGUGACUCGGCGUUCAACGGCAACCUGGCUUGGAACACGGCGAGAUACUGGGAAGAACUUCACGAACUCCUUCAAGAAGGCGCUACCUUCCUGGAAAUCAGGGGGGAAAGCUUCCUCUCUACGCGACCAGACGCCACUGGCAGUGAGGAACCGCUGGCGCACCCAGCGGAUGCCAUUGCACUACGCUGGGGAGCACAAGAAGCACCAGCGAGGACUAGCACUACAGCAGGGGCCGCUACCCUCCUCCGCGAGGCGGCAACAGAGUUCCGAACAAUCAUACCCACCCUGGUGGGGGAGCAAGUUCCGCUAGCCGUACUACAGACGAUGCGGAAGGGGGGCUACCGACUCUGGCGGACCACGACGACGGCCACUCCAACGAGCACGAACGAGCACGUCAGCGAGCACGUCAGCCACGACGACACCAACGAGCCCGACGGCCCCGCCAAUGAGCUUCGCGACCUCGAGGGGGGAGACACGACCCGGGACGAGCAGAACGCCAUGGCAGCAGAAGGAGGGGAGAACACGCGCCCCUUGCAGCGUUUCUCUCUGUUCGGCAAUGCUACUACGCCUGCUGAAAACAUCCUCACGGACAGCUUGGUCAAUGACAUCAACGCGGCGGGGGACAUGCCAACCCAGGCCUAUGAUGAAGAAGGGGCCACAGCGUCGACACUGCCGUGGGGGACAGCAGCCUUCCCAUCCCUGGAGCCGGCACGAUUCCGGACUUCGACGACACGCCUCCCUCUGAGUACCGACCAAUGA